AUGUCACUAGACGUUAAGCUAGCUCAAGCCGUGCAAGAUGGUGUCAUCCCUGGAGCUGUCCUCCUCGCGGCCAGCAGCUCAGGACAUGUCAACUACGCAAAUGUCGUGGGCCGGCGCUCGCUACGGGUCGGCGUCGAGGAUCCGCUUCGUCUCGAUACCGUCUUUACCCUCGCCUCCAUGACCAAAUUGCUCACCACACUGUGCGUCCUACAACUUUUCGAGCGCGGGGCCCUUAGCCUCGACGCUGACGUCUCCCAGCACGUGCCCGUACUGGCUCGGCAGCGCAUCUUGACGGGCUUCUCGCAGGACGACGGGUCGCCGCUGCUCGAGGAGCGGCGAUGCCCCAUCACGAUGCGCCACCUCCUCACGCAUAGCUCCGGGGCGGGGUACCAUUUCAUGGACACCCGCCUGAAGCGCUACGUCGAGUACACCAAAAGGGAAAAUCCCGCUGGCAUCGUCGACGAUCUAUUCGACCUUCCGCUCCUGCACGAGCCUGGAGCAGGGUGGACGUACGGCAGCGGCAUCACAUGGGCCGGCAAGGUUGUCGAGAAGCUGACGGGCCAGAGCCUCGGCGCAUACAUGGAUAGCAAUAUCUUCAAACCCCUCGGCAUCACACGGAUUGCUUUCUUCCUGCGCGACGGACCCUGUUUCCCCGCCACCCAGGUCAGCGACAUGGCAACUCGCAACGCUGCCACCGGCGCGCUGGCACCCGGUCCACCCGGCCUGCCCUUCUUGCCGCCGCUCAAGGAGUGCUUCGGUGGUGAGGGUGCGUACGGAAGUUUGACCGACUAUUUCAAGGUGCUGCGCUCCAUAUUACUCGACGACGAGAAGCUCCUGCGAAAAGAGACGACAAGCCUCAUGUUCGAGCCGCAGCUACCAACGCAGGCGGCUAGGGACGGGCUCCGUGCGGCUUUCGAGGACCCAAGCUGGGCUGUUGGCGACUUUUCCGGCCCUAGGGAGUUAGACUCGGCAUACGGUGGCCUGCUUGUCGUCGGGGACGCUCAUCCCUUUCGCAUGAGGGGACACCUGAGCUGGAGCGGUGCCGCCAAUCUCUAUUGGUUCAUCGAUCGUGGCGCUGGUGUAUGCGGGUUCUGGGGCACGCAGGUCCUUCCCCCGGCCGACACGGCUGUCGAGCAGCUAAUCGGUGCUUUUGAGAAGCACGUGUACAACAUGGCGAAGGAGGAAGACGGCGCGGAAGGGAGGUCCAAGUCGUUGGCGGAUGGUACUCGUUAG
Cladophialophora carrionii CBS 160.54 is the source of this 1233-nucleotide messenger RNA. RefSeq lists its product as uncharacterized. Lineage: Eukaryota; Fungi; Ascomycota; Eurotiomycetes; Chaetothyriales; Herpotrichiellaceae. The record is from RefSeq and is a predicted model, not a curated record. The coding region runs from base 1 to 1233 and encodes 410 amino acids. The transcript has 3 exons.